AUGCUGUCACGGGAACCUCAGAUUGGGCGUGGGCCGGACGUAGGCAUAAGAGGUGAUCAUUUGAUCGACUUGGGUCCGGUUUCGGCAAUGAACUUGAAGCUAGACGCGAGGCCCACUGUUCUGCCUUCACGAGAUGCCGCUCGUCGGCGGGCUGAAGUCCUCGUUCAGACCAAGGGCGGGGUCAGCGCUCUUUACCAGUCUGUACGGGAACAAACUCAGAAGCGAAUAAUUGACGUGAUCUCUCAGUCAACCUCCAAAAAGACCAAACCUUCUCCACUUACACAGAUACUAGACUCAGUACCACCCUUGAUGGAGAGCAGCGAAAAAACUCAAAAUGUGUCAGACAAUUCUGGGGGUGAAAAGCGAGAAGAGCUUGCCAGAAUGGUCAGUCAGGGUUCGCGUCACGCUGAUAUUGCUGCUGCCGACGAAGCCAUUGCUGAACAAAGGUUGCUCUCUCGCCUCGAAGCGCGUGAUAACAUGGAGCAGAUGCUCUUGAAUCAGCACGAGCAGGAAUGCCAGAUCGUCACUUGUCUCAGAGAGCGAAAAGGGCCAAAGCUGGCUGGUGAGAAAUUACUCACCCGUGGAAUCGAGGAAAAAUAUCUACCUUAA
This is a messenger RNA of Hydatigera taeniaeformis, 609 nucleotides long. The record is from the annotation of a GenBank genome assembly. Lineage: Eukaryota; Metazoa; Platyhelminthes; Cestoda; Cyclophyllidea; Taeniidae.